This is a messenger RNA of Dreissena polymorpha, 3040 nucleotides long. RefSeq lists its product as uncharacterized. Gene Ontology annotation, molecular function: protein binding; ATP binding; transmembrane receptor protein tyrosine kinase activity. NCBI's taxonomy places the organism in Eukaryota, Metazoa, Mollusca, Bivalvia, Myida, Dreissenidae. Gene Ontology annotation, cellular component: signaling receptor complex. Bases 12 to 2744 code for a protein of 910 amino acids. The record is from RefSeq and is a predicted model, not a curated record. Gene Ontology annotation, biological process: cell surface receptor protein tyrosine kinase signaling pathway; multicellular organism development; protein phosphorylation. The transcript is spliced from 23 exons.
GGACUUACUUCAUGUUUGUGUUAGAGGUUUCUGAUAUGAACUCGUCGCUUGUUUGGAGAAACCAGAAAAGUUUUAACAGCCUCAAGUUCGAAAUGAAGGCUUUGUUUGAUGGAAUAGACAAUCUUCCGAAUCGUCCACUGUACGUGCAUGACUCGAAGAUCGGCAUAGUACAGAGCAUCAUCACUGCUAAUGUUAGCAAAAUCCCUCGAAUCGGCGGAACAGUGCGCGAUUUUGGCUCGUUUAAGGAAUAUCCGUGUCAAGGAGGCUUGACCAGCGACAGUCCACAGGAGGAAUCCUCUACAUGCGUUAUUGAUGAUGACCAAUUUUUGAAUCUUAUUGAACAUGGAGAUUGGCUGACAGUCAAAUUUCGGUCUACCAGCGGCGGCUUCCAGAAGCUUGUGAAUACUGAUCAGGGAGGCAUACCUUACGCUACCAAGUACUACAACGGACUCUCGGUCAUCAAAACGUUGGAGUUUCGGUUCGACUUCAUAGCCCCGAAACACUGCUCAGAAGUUGAUGUUAAGACUUGCCCACCUGGUGCUACUAUUCUCGACAUUACGGACGUAUACACAAGGGAUCCUAUCAGGCCGCGUUGGCUCGGCUGGACGGACGAACUGUCUGGGAUAGGUGAAUACUACGCGGAAGUGUUUAAGCUUGGGCCAAACAGGGACAAUUAUCUUGUGGAGACCAGUCUUUUAAACCCCGAGUUCUCUGCAACCAUACCCCAUACUAACGGCACAAUUCAGUACCCGGAAUACAGGCCAUUGUCAGCUGGAAUGUACAGUGUCCUCGUGGAGGUCCGUGACUUUUCCAACAACUCCCGUAUCGUCCGCCGGUUUGUGAUGUUCGACGCCACCUCCUCGGUUUCAUUGAACAACAAAACCACCAAACUGUAUGUGUCGUCUGCAGUCGAGGAGACCGGAUACGCCUGGCAGUCACCGGCGACCACUGGUAAUCAAGUGACAGUCAGUGUGGCUUGGCAUAAUUAUUUUGUCAACCACGUGCACGAAGACGGACUUUUUCUCGGAGAAAUAGAGACGUUUCCUAUACAGUUCAAAGAGAUAGAAGAUGACGGAGUACUGUUCAGUCGAAAAUUUGUGCCUGAUGUCCUAGAUGACAAUUCCGAACCUCGAACCAGGAAGGCCAUCUCGAACUGUCACGGUAUUGUCAAAUAUGAAAUAUUUUGGCAGGCGACAAUCGAUGCGACGGAACCUACUUCCGGUUGGCAAACGAUACCACUAAAUGAGUCUUAUUCUGCAAAACAAGCACUAGGAGACGGUGACCAGCUGCGUGUUUGGAUUCGAGCAACGGACAUCAUAGGCAACACGAAAGCCGACAGCACCGUGAUCAAAAUAGACGGCACACCGCCAAUUUUGAAAACCAAUCUCACAGGGAAGGAGUAUGGUCUACACCGGAACAUUGUCGACGGACCCUACAACUUUUGCUCUAAGAUCACGUUUGCCGCCUCUGACAGUAGCAGUGGAGUACAUAAAAUCGGUUUCAAGAUUAUUGUGAAAACACAGGAUGAGACCUCGAAGGACAUGUACAGCAAUUUUACAGCCGCAAACAUGCAGACAGACCUUACGAACCCGUUUUGUAAGACAGUGGAUGGUGUGUGUUUCUUACCAGACCAAACCCUCUACUUGGACAAUUGUUGGUUUACUAUAUCAAAGUCGGACCUUGAUACGGCAACGGCAAUGGUUGAUGUUACUGUCUUCAACCAGGCCAUGCUCUCCACUUCGAUGUCCAUGAAUAUUGGUCCAAUUAACAGCCUACAGGGGCUUGAGAAAUACAACGGCCCAUUGAACUUGCGAGUGGUCACCAAGACUCCAACUGGUUUCAGACUUGAGUGGGACCUUCCUACUAGGGAAUCCUGCUAUGGAAGGGCCGACAUCGUGAUCACACUUUCUCGCAAAACCGCUAACGGAACGAUAGUGCUCCAUACCUUCUUUACCCCUGGAACCAGCACGUUUUUUGACGUUCUUGGUCUAAAUCCGGAGACGGAGUAUAUUCUGGGACUAAACAUUAAAACAUCUGGAGGCAGUGCACAUGGAGCAGAUCAAACACUGGCAGUAAGAACAGAGAAGGAAGAGGGCGAUGGUGUGUCAAAUGGUUGGAUCUUUGGGGCAGUUGUAGGUGUAUUGGCUGUCAUCGUUUUGGUAGUACUUGCGAUACUCAUCGGUCGUGGUGCGAUCCGACCUGCCGUUCUCGCGCGAGAGGUCGGGCUAUUGAUGACUCUGUGGGCUCGCCGUUGCCGCAUGUUGGGAGGCGAGGCGAACCGAAACCCGCCAUUAAAUGAGGACAAUACUCAGGCGAAGUCAGUGGCCGGCGAGGAACUUGAACUUAACGCCCCAAAGUUCGUUAAAGGUUCGAAUUUAGAGUCAGGGCACUUUGUCAACAUCUACGAAGCCAAAUACAAUGGGAAUGCUGUGGUGGCUGAAACACUCAAAGAAAACUACGCCGCCAACGACUUGUUCCUCAUGAAGGCAAAGAUCAAAUUCUUAUCCGAGAAGGUCGGAGACAACCCCAACGUGUUGAAGUGUUUGGGAUCCAUCCUCGAUGACACGAGUAUUGGACCAACCAUCCUCUACGAGUACUGCGAGAACGGUACAUUUAAAAAGUACCUGGUAAACAACAAGGCUAACUUAACCGUGGAGACGCUUUUCUGCUUCGGACUCGACAUCGCCAAGGGCAUGCAGUACCUUGCUGGAAAGGGGAUAACUCACGGGCGCCUGAUGGCAUGAAACAUCCUUCUGACCUCCUUGAACGAAGUGAAGAUCUACGGCUUCGGGCCGCAACCGGAAGAUGAGGUUUUCGGGGAUGCAGAGCGUGGCAAAACAGAGACAAUUCCAAUCGAGUGGAACGCGCCCGAAUGUAUGUCGUCAACGAAAGAUGCAGACGAGAAAAGUGACGUGUGGUCGUUUGGCGUGGUCCUCUGGGAAGUGUUUUCUCUUGGCGAGAACCCGUACGAAAACUUAAACAUCCGAGACCUGCCUGACAGCCUGAAGAAUAAUGUUCGUCUGCAGAAACCGGAACGCUG